AUGUUCCCCCCUCCAGGGGAAGGGCGUAUGAUGUCCAACGACAGCAUGAGGCUAGACUACGGCGACUACGGCAAUAUGGCGGGGGGCAUGCAGGGCGACGGCAUGACGGAGGGAGACUCCACCUACUGUGACAUGCUGCUCAACGCCCCCGUGCCACCCACCGCCGACCAGGUGCCCUGGUUCUGCAUCUGCACCAGCUGCAAGGGCACCCCGGGGCCCAAGGGGGACAGAGGCGACCGCGGCUUGCCAGGCAGACCUGGUAGUCCUGGACGGCGAGGGCUCCAAGGGUUUCCAGGCCGCCCCGGCUUCAUGGGCAGAGAAGGAGUGAAAGGUGAGAAGGGAGAUGAGGGUCUGAAAGGAGACAAAGGGCCUGUGGGAUACUCCGGACCCAAGGGAGCACGCGGCUUCAAAGGUGACAAAGGAGACGCAGGUGUGGAGGGCCCCCAGGGCCCUGAUGGCCCUAAGGGUGCUGAUGGCGAGUGCCCCGAGUUCUGCGAGUCGGUGGUGGGUGACCCCGGACAGCCAGGCCUGCCCGGCAGCCCCGGCCCCAGAGGCAUGCCCGGUGCGGAGGGCCCGUCAGGAAGCCCUGGAGCCAAGGGCGACAUGGGCGACAACGGCAUGCCAGGCGAGCCCGGAACCCCGGGCCAGAAGGGCGACCAAGGCGCCGAGGGCGACUGCAACUGCUCCGACGGCGCCGAGGGCGCCCCGGGUCCGGCCGGCGCCAAGGGCGAGAAGGGCGAGGUGGGCGACCAGGGCGUCUUGGGCGAGACGGGCCCCGCCGGCCCCAAGGGAGACAUGGGCAACAUGGGCAUGAUGGGGCCGCCGGGUCCCUGCACGCCCGCCAUCCAGUCCUCCUUCUCGGCCGCGCUGGCCUUCUCCUUCCCCAGCCCCAACCUGCCCGUGCCCUUCCCCAACGUGCUGACCAACAUGCAGGGCCACUUCAACCCCACCAUGGGCAUCUACACGGCGCCCGCCAACGGCACCUACGUCUUCCACUACCACCUGUCGGUGUACGACCGCGUGCUGAAGGUGGGCCUCUUCCACAACUUCGCGCCCGUCGUCAAGACCACGGAGGCGGCCGAGCUGGGCACGGCCUCCAAGACGGUGGUGCUGCACCUGAACCGGAUGGACAUGGUGUGGCUGCAGGUGCGUGACCUGCUGACCAACGGCGCCUACACCAGCAGCGAGACCAGCAGCACCUUCUCUGGCUACCUGCUGCAGCCCGACUCCUGCGACCUGCCGCUGUUCGGACGAGACUUCCUCACGCCCCCGGCGCCGCCAAUGCAGGGCGAGUACAGCUGGGGCGAGCUGCCCGUGUACACCACCACCGCGCCACCCACGCCCACCGAAGCCGCCCCCUAA
This is a messenger RNA of Engraulis encrasicolus (European anchovy), 1362 nucleotides long. Its product is annotated as collagen alpha-1(X) chain. Gene Ontology annotation, molecular function: protein binding. The coding region runs from base 1 to 1362 and encodes 453 amino acids. NCBI's taxonomy places the organism in Eukaryota, Metazoa, Chordata, Actinopteri, Clupeiformes, Engraulidae. The record is from RefSeq and is a predicted model, not a curated record. The transcript is spliced from 4 exons.